Acomys russatus (golden spiny mouse) is the source of this 1110-nucleotide messenger RNA. RefSeq names its product apolipoprotein E (gene Apoe). The transcript is spliced from 3 exons. The coding region runs from base 58 to 999 and encodes 313 amino acids. Gene Ontology annotation, molecular function: very-low-density lipoprotein particle receptor binding; low-density lipoprotein particle receptor binding; lipid binding. Lineage: Eukaryota; Metazoa; Chordata; Mammalia; Rodentia; Muridae. The record is from RefSeq and is a predicted model, not a curated record. Gene Ontology annotation, cellular component: extracellular region; intermediate-density lipoprotein particle. Gene Ontology annotation, biological process: lipoprotein catabolic process; regulation of amyloid-beta clearance; positive regulation of nitric-oxide synthase activity.
CCCUCCUUCGCUGUUCAAAGACAAUUUCUUUCUCCCCAGACUCUCACAAUCAGGAAGAUGAAAGCUCUGUGGUUCCUGCUGGUCACGUUGCUGGCAGGAUGCGUGGCCGAGGGAGAGCCGGAGCUCGAGCCAGAGGUGACAGAUCAGUUCGGAUGGCAAAGCCAACAGCCCUGGGAAAUGGCCCUGAGCCGUUUACGAGAUUACCUGCAGUGGGUGCAGACGCUGUCUGACCAGGUCCAGGAAGAGCUGCAGAGCUCACAAGUCAUGCAGGAACUGACGGUUCUCAUGGAAGACACCAUGACGGAGGUGAAGGUUUACAAAAAGGAGUUGGAGCAAGAGCUGGGCCCAGUGGCCGAGGAGACGCGAGCCAGGCUGGCCAAAGAGGUGCAGGCGGCACAAGCCAGGCUCGGGGCGGACAUGGAGGACCUACGUAACCGACUGGGGCAGUACCGCAAUGAGGUGCAGACCAUGCUGGGCCAAAGCACAGAUGAGCUGCGGGCGCGCCUCGCCACCCACCUGCGCAAGAUGCGCAAGCGCCUGAUGCGGGAUGCAGAGGAUCUGCAGAAACGCCUGGCCGUGUACAAAGCCGGGGCACGCGAGGGCGCAGAACGAGGUGUGAGCGCCAUCCGUGAGCGCCUGGGGCCUCUGGUGGAGCAGGGUCGCCAGCACACAGCCAACCUGGGUGCCGGGGCUGUGAAGCCCCUGCGCGAUCGCGUCCAGGUUUUGGGUGCCCGCAUCCAAGGGCGACUGGAGGAGAUGGGCAACCAGGCCCGGGACCGCCUAGAGGAGAUGCGCGAGCAGAUGGAAGAGGUACGCGUCAAGAUGGAGGAGCAGACAGAACAGAUACGCCAGCAGGCCGGGAUCCUCCAGACCCGCCUCAAAAACUGGUUCGAGCCACUGGUGGAGGACAUGCAGCGCCAGUGGGCAAGCCUGGUAGAGAAGGUGCAGGCCUCCAUGGCUGCCAAGCCCUCUGUGGAGAUGUCCAAGGAGAGCCAAUGAACGGCCCUCUCCUGCCCCCUGCUGCCGACGUCCGUGACCAGCAGGUGGCCCUGUCCCCAGCACCACUCUGGCCCACUGGUGGCCCUUACGUAAUAAAGGUUCUCCAAGCAA